This is a messenger RNA of Mesorhabditis belari, 1845 nucleotides long. The record is from the annotation of a GenBank genome assembly. Lineage: Eukaryota; Metazoa; Nematoda; Chromadorea; Rhabditida; Rhabditidae.
AUGUCGGGUAGUCUGCCAUCGCACGACGAGCUGAUGGUCGAAUGCGACGCAGUGCCUGUGAAUGAACCAAUGGAAGAGAGCGGCAACGGAAACGAGCAAAUGGAGGAUUGGAAUGAUGAGGUUGACGUGAAUGCGCCGAAUCCGCCAACAAACAAUGCCAAAUCAAUCACUUCUGCGAAUGAUGGAGUGAUUAAGGCUCUUGUCGACAAAGCGGUGAUCAACUUGGACACUCUUGUGCCUCUUUACACGCCAUUCUCACUGAUUAACCGGCUGCAAUUCAUUGCCGAUCGAUGCCCACCACUUCAACGAGAAGCGAUGUUAACUAUGGUUGACAUCUUGAAGAAGCACACCAAAAGCGCCAGUCGCUACUUGCAAGUGUGUGGACGCUUGGAAGCAAUUGGAGCCGCUACGAAUCUUGUUGAUAAUGGAUGGGCCUCUUCUACACAGCAAGCCGCUUAUGCGCGAACCGAUCACUUACUGGCUGAGUUCAAAAAGCAAAAGGACGAGGGAGUUAAGGAGUCGACUCGUCGAGCUAUGGAGGAGCUGUUCCUUCAUUACCUCGAUCUCGGUCUUCAUUCGGACGCUCUCCGUCUCUACAACAAGGGAAUGCGCGAUUAUUGUAGCCAGUUUCGACACGUUAUGUCGAUGUACGUACAAUGGUUGGAGUGCGCGGUGGAAGAGGGUGAAUGGUCGCGUAUGAAUUCGCUACUCUCGCAAGCUGAACGGGCUAUCAAUGAUGCCCAAGAUACAGAACAGAAUACUCAAGCUUCAAGCGCUCAGCAAAUGCGUGUCCGGGGAAGCACUCAAAUGACGAAUGCAAAGUCGAAUAAGACUAUCAUUAAAUCGGCCAGGGCUAAAAUGGAUGUGAUUCAUGGACUCUCAAGGAUCAAUAGUAAACAAUUCAAAGAAGCUGCUGAGAAAUUCAUUCAGUCGUGUCCCGAUGAGGUUCCAGUGCCUUGGAUCGUUUCGCACAGGGACAUCGCAACUUAUGGGACCCUUUGUGCAUUGGCAACGUUUGAUCGCAAGGAUCUGAAGAGUCUCCACGCUGGAACGGGAGAUAACCAGUUUAAGCGCUUCCUCGAGACGGAACCCGACUUGGUGCGCUUGUUGGGUUCAUGGGUGCGAAGCGAUUGGGGAGUCGUGUUGGACGGAUUGGAGGAAAUGAAAGGGCGACUGCUGCUCGACCCGUUCGUUUCGUCGCACGUCUCUCAGCUCUUCUCUGCAAUUCGUGAACGGGGGCUUAUUCUGCACUUGGUUCCAUUUCACACCAUCGACAUUAAAAAAACAGCUGCUACUUUUCGUUGUGAUAUGUCAACGAUAGAAGAUGCGUUGAUCGAGUUGUCGGAUAAAGGGGUGAUCUCACCGCGAAUUGAUGCAAUCCGGGGAAUUGCCGAGAUUCAGCCACGCGAUGAGCGACAAGCAGCAUAUGAACGGGUUCUCGAGGUGACUCAGCAGAUCAUCGAUCGAUCGAAUGACACUAUUUUCAAGGCACUUCUUGGACAGGCUCGAGUCUAUGUGCAGCACGAGUCGCGGGGAAAGAGAAAAACGACGGGAUUGUAUCGAAUGGAGCCAGAUCACGAGGAUGAGCCCGUCUCACAAAUGGGCUUUGGCGGACGAGCGGUGCGACGUCUUCGUGGUGCUUUCGCUCGACCUGAUCCUCAAGAUCACUUCGAUCUCCACUCGACGAUGGAGCCGGUUAAUGGUGGUCGAAGCAGUCCCGGGUUUUCCACUCGUCAACAAUCAUCUUCUCAUCAGCAACCACCGCAUGGUCAAUCGCCCGAAGGUGAGCCACGAGAAGCCGCCGAAGCCAAUCCAUCUCCACCAAAUCCACCACAGCCGUCAUUC